CACUGUUACAUUGCACAUCGAAAGAGAAGUGGUGAUCGGUAAGUAGAUAGGUACGUAGGUAGUUACAAUGCAGGCAGUACGAACGUAUAAAGCAUCAACAACUUGCUCCCCGUUGACCAGACGGCAUCUUCCCAUCUGCAUCUCAUCUCUUCCUCUCUUUUCAAAACCACAACACAACCAACCAAGAACUUUCUCAACCACCAUCUUGACCAAACCACAACCACAUCGACAACCAAAACCAACCCCAUACAAGCCCAAAUUCCAAACCGCAACCAUGGCCUCCACCACCAAGGGUAACGCCAUCCCCACGGCUUCCAAGCUUUCAGACCUCUUCAGCCUCAAGGGUAAAGUCGUCGUCAUCACCGGUGCUUCCGGUCCUCGAGGCAUGGGCAUCGAAGCCGCCCGUGGCUGCGCCGAGAUGGGCGCCUCAGUAGCCAUCACGUACGCCUCGCGGGCCGAUGGCGCUCAAAAGAACGUUGCCGAGCUGGAGAAGGAGUACGGAAUCAAGGCCAAGGCCUACAAGCUGAACGUGGCCGACUACGCGGAAUGCGAGAAGCUGGUCAAGGACGUCAUUGCGGAUUUCGGCCAGAUUGAUGCUUUUAUUGCCAACGCCGGCGCCACAGCCAAGUCGGGUGUCCUCGACGGCUCCAAGGAGGAAUGGGACCGCGUCAUCGAAACGGACCUCAACGGCACCGCCUACUGCGCCAAGGCGGUCGGCCCGCACUUCAAGGAGCGCGGCCGCGGCUCCUUUGUCAUCACAAGUUCCAUUUCCGGCCACAUCGCCAACUACCCCCAGGAGCAGACGUCGUACAAUGUCGCCAAGGCCGGCUGCAUUCACAUGGCCCGGUCGCUGGCCAACGAGUGGCGCGACUUUGCCCGUGUCAACAGCAUCUCGCCCGGUUACAUUGACACCGGCUUGUCGGACUUUGUCGACCAGAAGACGCAGGAUUUGUGGAAGAGCAUGAUUCCACUGGGCAGGAACGGCGAUGCAAAGGAGUUGAAGGGCGCCUAUGUUUACUUGGUUAGCGAUGCCAGCAGCUAUACCACCGGUGCGGAUAUCUUGAUUGACGGUGGAUACACUGUCCGCUAAAGGACGAGCGCGGAGAAGAGACCUGGUCCCGGAAUCAGAUCACCCGGGAGUUACGUCAUACGGCAUGGGUGCACAGGCCACCCGGAGCCGGAAAUAUGGGGCGUGUUCGGAUCCGAGAUGCCGUGGAUGCGAUGCACCUCGCUCGAUUCGCUUGCAGUUAGCCCCUUGAGCAUUAUGUAGAAGCCUGUACGAAGUCAUGAAUAAUGUCAAAUUAAGCAAUGUUAUAACACCAUGAUCCCAGGACUUCGAGAUGUCUGUCAGCCACUGCGUUCCCCCGCUCCAGCGGCAUGAUUGAACUUGAAUACUCCUCGGAGUUCAAGACCUUCAAUUCCGGACCCUUAACCGACCAUCACUGUCAUCCCCUUAAGAUUCUUCCCAGCCACCUUCACAGCAGCAGCUGCAUGUACCAGUUCCGCCCCUUCCAGAGUCCCAACCUGAACCGUAGCCUUCUCCCUUGGCCACAGCGUCAAGUAAUUAUCAUCCCAA
Messenger RNA from Neurospora crassa OR74A, 1576 nucleotides. RefSeq names its product L-xylulose reductase. Gene Ontology annotation, cellular component: intracellular anatomical structure. The coding region runs from base 68 to 1090 and encodes 340 amino acids. Gene Ontology annotation, molecular function: oxidoreductase activity, acting on NAD(P)H, oxygen as acceptor. The transcript is spliced from 2 exons. NCBI's taxonomy places the organism in Eukaryota, Fungi, Ascomycota, Sordariomycetes, Sordariales, Sordariaceae. The record is from RefSeq and is a predicted model, not a curated record.